AGCUACCUAGCUAUCAAUCUUAGCUUGCUGAGGUCUACUUAGACUUGGUGCAGUUUGCUUAGACUUGGGAAGACAUGGAAGCCCAACAAGUUCUCCACAUGAAUUUGAGCAAUGGAGAGACUAGCUAUGCUACAAACUCCAAUCUUCAAGUUCCUCCAACAGUUGAAAGUGACGAUAAGGGGAACAUUUACUUGGCAACAAGAAGUCCUCCUACUGUGUUCAAAGGGUACUUAGAGCAAUUUCAAAAGGAUUUCUCCUUAUUUCUCAGUUUAGGCUCCAAGGAAAUAACACCAGGAGGGAGAAUGGUUAUAACAAUGUUAGGCAGGAAAAAUGAAGAUCUCUUUGGCAAAGAGGGUUACUUUUUCGAGCUCUUGUCUAAGGCACUAAAUGACUUGGUCUCCGAGGGUCUCAUUGAAGAAGCACAAGUGGAUUCAUUCAAUUUGCCUUUCUAUAUGCCUUCUCGUAAAGAGUUAGAGGAUAUAGUUUGUGCAGAAGGAUCAUUUUAUCUUGAUCAACUAGAUAUCUUUGACGUCAAUUGGGAUGGGAGUGAUUAUGAUGACAACGAAGGCUUCAUGUUUGAUAGAUUUAUAAGUGCGCAGAAAACAGCAAAGUGUAUAAGAGCAGUGGUAGAACCCUUGAUUGCUUAUCACUUUGAGGAUAAUAUAAUUGAUAUUUUGUUUAGUAGGUACAUGGAGAAUGUUAGUGACCAUCUCUCAAAGGAGGAGGGUAAGUUUGUUAAUUUUGUCAUUUCCUUGAGAGGGAAAUGAAGCUUUGGGACUUUGAACAGGAUGGUUUGUAUGUUAAUAAAGUGGUUUCUAUCAGAAGUAAUAAGGAUAUAUUCAUGCUCUAGCUGCUACUAGGUAGCCAACCCUAUUGCUCUAUUAGAAGGAAAAUGUAUUCUAAUGGCCCAGAUCUCUCUUUUCAAUUUAUGAUAUGUGUUGUGAUUUGAAGGCA
Molecule: messenger RNA, 954 nt
Organism: Macadamia integrifolia
Lineage: Eukaryota; Viridiplantae; Streptophyta; Magnoliopsida; Proteales; Proteaceae
Product: benzoate carboxyl methyltransferase-like
Exons: 3
Coding region: 75-767 (230 amino acids)
Biological process (GO): methylation
Molecular function (GO): S-adenosylmethionine-dependent methyltransferase activity
Source: RefSeq, a predicted model, not a curated record